Messenger RNA from Neocloeon triangulifer, 660 nucleotides. RefSeq names its product small ribosomal subunit protein mS25 (gene mRpS25). Gene Ontology annotation, molecular function: structural constituent of ribosome. The record is from RefSeq and is a predicted model, not a curated record. Gene Ontology annotation, cellular component: mitochondrion. The transcript has 4 exons. NCBI's taxonomy places the organism in Eukaryota, Metazoa, Arthropoda, Insecta, Ephemeroptera, Baetidae. Bases 84 to 587 code for a protein of 167 amino acids.
AGUAAUUUGAGUUUUGUUAUUAUUUGUAGUGGACGAAUUUCAGCAUCUUGAACAGUUAAUAUUUUCCUUCACAUUGAACUAAAAUGCCGUUUAUGAAAGGAAUAGCUCCUAUUAGGAGAACUGUUAAUUACUUACAGUCGGGUAAAUUAGUAUUGAAGGAUAGAGUUCAAGUUUUUUCGGUGCAUUACAAUCGACUCGGUGAUCACCACAAAGGAGCAAGGGAAUUUGUUUUCUGGAAUCUCCCUCAAGUGCAGUAUAAAAAUCCUCACGUUCAAGUCGUAACCUUCAAAAAUAUGACCCCGUCGCCUUUCAUCCGAUGUUAUUUAGAAGACGGAGCGGACGUUGUAAUAGAUAUUGAUGGCAAAACCAAAGAAGAAAUUCAGGACCACCUCCAGAGAGUUAUUUGCAAAUCGAGUGAACUUCUUGCUAAAGAAGCAAUCGCCCAAGAGAAGAAGGACAACGAGGCUAACUUUGGGUACGGCUGUCAGCGACACUGCAUCUGUGAAAUGCCUGGUCAAGUUCCGUGUCCAGCCGUUUGUCCUCUGCCAAACCACAUGCGGGGGAAAUUCAAAUAUGCUGUUGAAUAGGUAAUUUUUGUGGUUGAAGACUGUGAGCUCAUUUAUUUAGAAUGAUAGAGAAUAAACAAGCCAUAAAUAUAAA